Cydia fagiglandana is the source of this 7997-nucleotide messenger RNA. RefSeq names its product single-stranded DNA-binding protein 3 (gene Ssdp). Gene Ontology annotation, molecular function: protein binding; single-stranded DNA binding. The record is from RefSeq and is a predicted model, not a curated record. NCBI's taxonomy places the organism in Eukaryota, Metazoa, Arthropoda, Insecta, Lepidoptera, Tortricidae. The transcript has 7 exons. The coding region runs from base 128 to 1366 and encodes 412 amino acids. Gene Ontology annotation, biological process: positive regulation of transcription by RNA polymerase II. Gene Ontology annotation, cellular component: nucleus.
UUUCUCUAUGCCACAGACGCCAAAUGUCGCCAUCGAUCAAUGACAUUUUGUAAAGUUGAAUUUAUUGAUAUAAAGCGUUAAUGUAAAUAAUAAACAAUUUAAUCAUAAACGUCGACUUCCAGUCGAUAUGUAUGCCAAGGGCAAAGGCUCUACGGUGCCUUCGGACGCUCAGGCUCGCGAGAAGUUGGCCCUCUAUGUGUAUGAGUACCUGCUUCAUGUUGGGGCUCAGAAGGCGGCGCAGACGUUUCUCUCAGAAAUACGAUGGGAGAAGAACAUAACGCUCGGGGAGCCGCCGGGGUUCCUGCAUUCGUGGUGGUGCGUGUUCUGGGACCUGUACUGCGCGGCGCCGGAGCGCCGGGACACUUGCGAACACUCAUCUGAGGCUAAGGCCUUCCAUGACUACGGCUUUGUUAAUUCUGGAUAUGGAGUGAACGGGAUUGGACACAACGCCGGUCCGGCACCUCCUAAUGACGGCAUGGGCGGCGGAGGCAUGCCGCCCGGUUUCUUCCCAAACUCCUCCCUCCGGCCGUCACCGCCCGCGCCUCACCCCGGCUCGCAGCCGUCCCCGCACGGCCCGCAGCCCCAGCUCAUGGGCUCGCAGCCCUUCAUCGGACCUUGGUACUCCAGCGGACCUCGCCAGCCUGUCAGGAUGGGGAUGGGCAACGAUUUUAACGGACCGCCAGGUGGCGGUAUGAUGGGCAACUCGAUGGAGCGCGGCGGCGGCGGCGCGGCGGCGCUGCUGGGGCCGCGCAUGACGCCGCCGCGCCCGGGCUGCGGGCCCAUGUCGCCCGGCGCCUACUCCGCCAUGCGCGGCCCCCCGCCGCAGGGACCAGGUAUGCCACCAAUGGGUAUGGGUCCCCGCGGCGCCUGGGCGGGGGGCAGCGGCGGCGGCGCGGCGCCGCUCAACUACAGCGGCGGCUCGCCCGGCUACGGAGCCCCCCCGGGCUCCAACGGCCCGCCCGGCCCGCCCACGCCUAUCAUGCCCAGCCCGCAGGACUCCUCCAACUCAGGGGGCGACAACAUGUAUACACUGAUGAAACCGGUCGGCGCAGCGCUCGGGGCGGAGUUCCCGCUGGCGGGGGAGCACCCCGCGCCCCCGCACUUACCGCAACCCCCGGCCACUGAAGGCCUCGGCGGCGUGGACGGCAUGAAAUCGUCCCCGGGCGGCGUGGGCGGCGGCCCCGGGACCCCGCGCGAGGACUCCGGCUCCGGGAUGGGGGACUACAACUUAAGUUUCGGAGGGCCCGGCGGUGACCAGAACGACCAGACAGAGUCCGCGGCCAUCUUGAAAAUCAAAGAGAGCAUGCAGGAGGAGGCGAAGCGGUUCGAGAAGGAUCCAGACCACCCGGACUAUUUCAUGCAGUGAAUUUGUUAACGGGCCGCCAACUUGCCAAGAUUCGGUAUCAAUUUCGGUUUCGGCUAAAGAGGUGUGGGACAGCACUAUUCAAAGUCAUUUUUUCGGUAUCAGUUUCGGCUAAAGCAGUGUUGGACUAGACUAUUCUAGGUCAUACAUAGCUUCGCUAAAAAUUUUGCUCCUAAUAGUAAUAGAGAACAGAGAUAAAUUUGAUUUCCUCGUUAAAGCAAAUAAAAAAAAAACAUUUCUAAGGCAAGAGGUUUAUUAAACACAAGAUUUAUUAAACAAAAUUUUUAUCAAUCAGAUAUGUCUGCAAAUUUAUGCAAUAAAAAGAAAAAACCUGACAAGUGCGAGUCGGACUCGCCCACUUUUUAGUAUUUGUUGUUAUAGCGGCAACAGAAAUACAUCAUCUGUGAAAAUUUCAACUGUCUAGCUAUCACGGUUCGUGAGAUACAGCCUGGUGACAGACAGACGGACAGACGGAAGCGAAGUCUUAGUAAUAGGGUCCCGUUUUACCCAAAGGUACGGAAACUUAAAAAAACAAAGGAAAAUCUCAACGCUUGCUUGGGAGUCUUAUUUCAAUUUCGAGUUUAUUUCAAUAAAUGAAAAGUAAUCUUUUAAUUGUUUAAAUAAUUAAAAGAUAAAAGUUUCGUCAGACAUAUUUGCAAAAAUGUAAAAAAAGUCCCACAACUUCCUGGCCCCUGUUUCACCAACGUGACAGGUGCGACAAUUGUAAAACAUGACUGUUGCUGACGUCACGGGCAUCCAUGGGCUACGGUUACCGCUUACCAUCGGGCGGGCCGUAUUCCUGUUUGCCACCAUCAUUGUAUUAUUAAAAAAAACUUUAUGAUAUCGGAAAAAAACAGAUAUUUCUCUUGCUAAGUUUAUGACAAUUGUCACAAGAAACACUACAAUUGUCACGAAAUUCCGACAUAUAAACUCAUUACCUGUCAAGAAUUACCUACAAUUCUUCUAAAUCUUUGACAAUUGUCAGAAACUUCGCAGGAGAAAUAUCUGUUUUUUUCCGAUGUAAUAAAGUUUUUUUAAAUAAUACAAUGAUGGUGGCAAACAGGAAUACGGCCCACCCGAUGUUAAGUGGUAAUCGUAGCCCAUGGAUGCCUGUGACGUCAGCAACAGUGAUUUUACAAUUCGUCGCACCUGUCACCGAUGUGAAAUUGGGGCCUGACCCCAUUUUGACAAAAAAAUAUUUGUAUGAUCUCACAUUUAUCCCAAAUGGUGGGUUGGCGCGAUAUCGUUAAACUCGGAUCUGAUAAUUACGAUAUUGUGUAAUAGCUUCGUCAAGUUACUUUGCUGGUUUAUUUAUUUUAACCCUUCACUGUUCUCGGGUCUUGGUCGGGUAACCGCAGUAUUUUCGAUGCGAUUAAUUUAUUUUGAAUCACAGUUUUUAAAUAUUAGUGAAAUUGUACAUUGCCUUACGCGUCAGGUGCCCGAUAAAGUAAUCCUUUUUUUGAAUGCGCCAAUAGAGGUCAUCCAUUAAUUACAUCACACGUUUAGAGGGGGGAGGGGGUCAUGUCAAAUGUGACAGCUCCCCCCCCCCCCCUGUCUUCUUUCCACAAACUUUGUGACGUCACUUUGACUUAUUUAAAUUAUUUAAUUCGCUGUACAGUUAAAUAACAAGUGUUUGGAACGAUAAUCAUUUUCAUUCGUUUAAUUUUCUCUCCUAAUAGGUUUUGGGUUAUAAAAUUACAAAUAUUACUUUUUUCAGAAAUGUUUUGAUAAAAUAUUAAUAACAUGUAGCAACCUACUUAAUUCGGUUUGCCGAUUUCGUUGAAAAAAUGUGACGUCACACCAGGGGGGGAGGAGUUUGCCAAAUGUGAUCAAGUAUGGCAAUGAUGAGGGGUAAAAAAACCUACAAAUUCGUGUGACGUAACUAAUGGAUGACUUUUUAUGUUUAAAAACUGGUAUUUAUAUUAACUUUGGUUUCGGCUAAACCUCUAUCUUAUCAGUUAUCAGAUUUUUAACCAUGCAAGUACAUGAGGAUCGUUUAAUAAACUUACUGUGGAAAUAGUUUACCCGAAAUUCGUUAGAAAGGGAUCUAUAUCUGAAUCCCUAAAGUAUUUUCUCCUAUUUGCAUUCCCUAAUAUGGUUUAUAUAAUCAGUUGUCCUAACACUAAAAACACUAAUUUUGGUUUCCCUAAUUAUUGAUUACUUAUCCUAAUGUUAUUAAGCAUAUUUUCUUUUUUACGAGGGUCGCAGUUCUAACCCUAACCUACUUUUGUGGCAUCAAGUUCUAAAACCUAACCAUUUUUCAGAACCUUACAUUAUGGAAAAUAAUCCUUAUGACAAUUGAUCGUUAGGGCAUGUGCCCAUUAGGACAAACCAGUUAGGGCAAGUGACUUUAGGACAAACGUUGUUAGGGAUUCAGAAUGACACCCGUUAGAAAAUUGUUCGUGUAUUAACACCAUUUAGUUUAUUUUUAUUUCGAAUAACAUAUUAUGUAAUUUAUGUAUGUAUUGAUUUUACAUAGGUAUUUUUUAUCUGUGACGUGAUUUCAAGUAUUCUCAUAUUUGAAGUUGAUUUUUAUAAUGUACUCUUCAGUUGUAGCAGGAUUGUGAUGUGUUAAAACGAUUUAGUCAAUGCAGCUAAGUUGUACCAUUCACUAUACAGGGUGGAAAGAUAAGUCGGGCCCUGGAGGGAAACUACCUUAAAUCCUUAAGCUGGCUCAUUUUACUUAAAGGAGACAUUCCUUUAUUUUUAAAAAGAAACAAAAGUGCAUUCAAAGAUUUUCUAAAACUCGCUUGCCUCGCCCGGGACUCGAACCGACUAAAAAUUCCAAAAAAUAAAAACUCGCAAUUUUAUUCUACUAGUCAUACAGUUAAUGUUAAUGAUAACAUUUCUCCAAGAAACAUUAGGUCUUACACUCGUCUGUCGUACAAAAUAUCCAUAAAAUCUAAUAUUCAGUACUUAAGAUUUUUUUAGACAGUCCAAAAUGAAGAAAAAAGAAAAAACUUUGAAUGCAGUUUUGUUUCUUUUUAAAAAUAAAGGAAUGUCUCCUUUAAGUAAAAUGAGCCAGCUUAAGGAUUUAAGGUAGUUUCCCUCCAGGGCCCGACUUAUCUUUCCACCCUGUAUAGUAAUAUAAGUAAAGAAAGAAUAGUAACUCCAUGCAUCAGUUUUUUUACCAAAACUAGUGUUAUUUCGUAGUCGACAUCUAGCGUCAUACACGGUGUAACAUGAGGAAACCGAAUAAUUUUAACCACGCAUUUCUGAGGUCAAAAGAAGUAAAAAAUGUAAUAUGAGUUUAGGUUAAUUUCGCCAAAAAAAAAAUUAUUUAUUGUGUUGUGUUUUUCAAUUUUUUGAAUGUAUUUUUUGAAAUAAAUAAUAUAUGUUAUUGGUAAACUUGUCACUUAAAAUUGAUUUUUACAUUUUUUUUUCGUAAAACCUACUUUUUAAAAGUGUUACUUGUCACUUUUUGACAUCUAUCAAUAAGGACAUUUAGACUACGUCCCAUAGCAGCAACAUCACCAUCAAAAAUGCCUUUUACACUAUGUAACAAUAAAAACUUGUUUUAUUUUUAAUUAAUAAUAUCUCUGAAACUAGGCGAAUUUCAAAAAAGUUUAUAGGACAUUUUUGGCUCUAAACAUGGUCAGGAAUACGCUGUUAAAAUUAUUCGGUUUACUCAUGUUACACCGUGUAUAUAUACCUGAAUUUAUCAGUACUGUUAGUUGACAAUAGAUGUCUCGGCGAACGAAAACUCUAAUGCUCAACAAUUUUCAGCUAAUAUUAUAACUGGAUUAAUUGGAAGUCUAUUUUCAACCCCUUCUGCUUAUAAUAUUAGUUGUAAAUUGUUUUAGUAGUACAUUUUUCGUCAGUAGCUACACUUGUGACAUCUGGUGUCAAGAAGAGAUACUGAUAGUUCCACUACUUGACGUUAGAUGUCGACUAUGAAAUAACGCGCGUUUUGGCAAGAAAACUGAUGUAUGGAGUUACCACUCUAUCUUUACUUAUAUUACUUUAUGGUUAUACGGAAACCAGUUAUAGAAAAAAAAAAUGAAAUGCCCUUCGCCUAUGUAUUGAUGUACAUAACUGAAAAUUAACAUUAAAACGGAUUGUUUUGAAGUAAAUUUUUAUACAUACAUGCGACUUAUAAAUAGUCCAACGCCACUUAUAAAGUAUUUGGGCUAUUGCUAUCGUGUUAAAUUAUACCGGGUGUGGCCUGUAAUAUGAGCAAAAAAUUAAACUGGAGGCUGUACUCCUCAUACUGACCAACAUUUGUUCAGCGACUUUUAAAAAUAACUUGUGGUUUGAUUUUUAAUACACUUUAAAGUUUAUUCUAAGAGGCAAUGUAUUACGAAUUUUGUCGUUUGAGGCGUGACAAGCAACGUCAAUCACAAUGAUAUGGCGUGGCGAUGGCGUCCAUUGACGAUAAUAUUUAUUUUGUAUGAAAAAUAGGGAGUCUAAAUACUUCAUAAUUUUUAAAAGUUGUUGAACAAAAGUGUCAUCGUUUGAGGAGUACAAUGUUUUAAUUAUUUGCUCGUGUUACAGGCCACACCCGGUAGAUGCAGCUUAUUUGUAUCCCACAUAACAAAUAUGUUCCUAUAUUAUCUAUCGAUGUACCAUAAUCUGUAAAGAUCUCAAAAUUUGCGUUAAAAAUAUUUUUGACGUGAUUUUUGUUGGUUUUUAGUCGCCCACUACUGGGUGAAAGGUUUAUAAAUAUGUGUUUUUCACUAUUUAACCUCUAGCCGCCCAGAGACCUAUAAAAAGGUCUCCUGUUUCAUUCUAAUUUGAACUUUGUGUUGAAGAAAUAAAAUUUCAUUUUGCUUGGCAAGAUUUGACGUAUGGGCGGCUAGAGGUUAAGCCUGCUACAAUGGAAGUAUCCUUUAAAGCGCACCGACGUUAGAUUUGUGUGUACCGAUAAUAUUUUUUAACUAAACAUCUUCCACGUUUUAAAUAAAUUAUUUAGAGUAUUUCGUUUUAAGCUCUUAAUGUUCCUAGAUUUGUAUUUUUUAUUUUUUAAGUUCACCAAGCGGUUUUAGCCGCGAGUUAUGAAUUAGGAAAAAUGCGCAAAUAUCCAUCAUAAUAUCAAAUCAACGCUGAAAAAUUAUCGUUAUUUUAUUUUAAACGUAUUGCGUCGAUAUUAAAUAUCUUUAAGUUUUAUAAAGUGCACUUUUUUAACGUUGUUCUUAUUCUAAUUUAGAAUAUUCAAAGUAAUGUAAAUACAAUGUUUUUAUAACAUCAUUGUCAUAAUAUGUAGAAUGCGCAUUUUUUCUCAUUCCUUAUAUCAUCUGUUUGAAUUUCCGGAAUACGGUUUCCGAAAAAAAAAACGGUUUCGGCGAAAUAAUUUUCGGCUAAAAUUCAGCGUCAACGAGAGCUUACGAAAGGUUUUAUUUAAGACGCGUAUUUGCCGAAAAUUGUUUUCGUAUUUCGGAUCUGCAUUUAUUCAUGUUUAUAUGAAAAUAUGGAUUGUGGAAGCUAUUCUCACGGCUUAUUAUUUAGGUGUUGUCGAAAAAUAUACAACUGGCGUUGUCGAAACAUAUUCAUAACACUUAGCAAACCUUUUUCCUUGUCUAACAAAGGCGAAAGUGAAAAUGACGGAUAAGGACAGCCGAUUAUCAAGGGUUUAUGAUAACGUCGCUAGAAUUCAUUAUUCAUAUAAGGGUUUUGAAAUUUAUACAUCGGCAGAAAAUUAUUUUCGCCUUACGCACUGUUGAGUUGACAUCAGAUUUACGAUUGCUACGCGCUACGAGCUUAGCCGAUAACAUGUGUAAACCCGUAUGUAGCGAAAAGCGACUACGGAUUGAGGGCCCGUCUAGCGGGUUGCUGGCAGUGAAUGCAUUAUGCCUCGCGCAUCGCUUGCUGUUCAAAUCUCUUAUACUCUUUCCGAUUUAAUAGAAAUUAAAUUAUUAGAAAACAUCGAGACAAUGAGAUUUUCGGCGAUUUGAAUUCGGCCAUAGCAUUCAAAUUAUAAGUAGACGUUGUAUGUUUUUCGACAAUGCCUUCAUCGUGGAGAUUUUUAUACGAGAUAGCGCGGCGGAUUUUUUCUGGUAUCAUGUGUAGAAUAGGGUUCUUUUUUUCUCGGGGUGUAUGGAAAUCUGUAUAAAUUAGAUUAUUUCUUAGAGAUUCGGCGACGUAGGCGUUAAGUUAGGAGCGUCGGCUCUGUCCAUAGUUUGAGCAAGUUUGGGGUCCUUUAGUGAAACCAAAAAAUUAUAAUCCUAAAACCGGUAUCGGUUUUGAAUCUCGACUGAAUGCGGACAUCACUAUUUUUUAUUUUUUUUAAUAAAUGUAAAUAAAAUCAAUUUGAAUAUGGCGUAAGUAUAUUGAGUUUUUUUUUAUAAAAUUUUACGCGCCAAGAGAAAGUAAUAUAUCAAGUUUUUAGCAAAAUUUACACUAAACGGACCCAAAAAUUGUAAAAUAAAUGCAGCGUUAAAAAAAAGAAUAGUUUGUAAGAAAUUAGAUGUUAACUUAAAAAAAAAAGAUUUCGACAAUGCAAUUGAAUAAUCUGCAAGUUUUUAAAAAUAAUUUAAUUGGAUUUUUUUAAUUUAAUCUUUUUAAAAUACGUGUAGUGUGAGGUUGUAUGUUGUUUUAAGGUAUAUUAUUUCCUUCAUUUUUGUGUUAGGCAAAUGAAUUAUUUUUUUUCUAAUCGAUGUAAUGUUUAUAUACUUAAAUAAAUAGUUAUUAUAUAUUA